Messenger RNA from Myotis davidii, 1559 nucleotides. Its product is annotated as zinc finger protein 135. Gene Ontology annotation, molecular function: DNA-binding transcription activator activity, RNA polymerase II-specific; RNA polymerase II cis-regulatory region sequence-specific DNA binding. Gene Ontology annotation, biological process: regulation of transcription by RNA polymerase II. Gene Ontology annotation, cellular component: nucleus. The transcript is spliced from 4 exons. The coding region runs from base 663 to 1559 and encodes 298 amino acids. The record is from RefSeq and is a predicted model, not a curated record. NCBI's taxonomy places the organism in Eukaryota, Metazoa, Chordata, Mammalia, Chiroptera, Vespertilionidae.
UCCACUGAGCCACACCGGCCAGGGCUGUGGGGCACGUUUUAAGUGCAUUGUAUCAAUUUCUAAAAAUUAAGAGUUUUCCCUUGAAAACAUGACCUAAUUUUCAGCUUCUCACCAGAGACGGGCAGUUCUGACCACUGGAGGCCGCGUUUCCCCACAGUCAGUUGAGUCCAGCUGCCCCUGUACACGGGGCCCAUUCCCUGUCCCCUCCAGUGUCACCCUCGGGUUAAACGCUUGCACUGGCCCCGCCAGCACCGGGAGCCUGUUCGGUCCCCGAGGGCAGGGGGUUUCUGACUCUUCACUGUAGCCCUCUUGUCAGAGCGGCCAGGACUGGCUUUGAGUCUGAGGGGUCGUGUGAACUGUAGAUGCAUAACAAACCAUCCCAGGCCCAGGGCCUCGACAGCCGCCGUUCUGUGGCCCACGGAUCUGAGAGGCAGGAGCGCGGACGGUCUCUGUCCGCACCCUCACCUGUCUGAGACCAGUUGUAGGUCUGCGGUGGGUGGUUCGAUCUUGCUGGCGGCUCUCACAUGUCCUCGCUGUGCCGUCCACAGGACAUGUAGAAGCCCAGUGGGUGCCAGCGGGACCCGGCUCACAUCCCAGAAGGUGCACUCUCUCCUCCUCCCCACGCCUCCUCUUCCUGCGAGCGCUGAGGGGACACCCAGCUGAUGAGCCUGUGUGUGAUCUUUCAGGAGCCGGUGACCUUCCGGGACGUGGCCGUGGACUUCUCCCCGGAGGAGUGGGGGCGGCUGGGCCCGGCGCAGAGGACGCUGUACCGGGACGUGAUGCUGGAGACCUUCGGGCACCUGCUCUCCGUGGGGCCUGAGCUUCCCAAACCGGAAGUCAUCUCCCAGCUGGAGCGAGGCGCUGAGCUGUGGGUGGUGGAGCACGGUCUCGCCCAGGGCUGCUGUCCAGGCUGGGACCCGGGACCUGAAGGGCCCGCGCCGCCCGCGGGGCAGGUCCUUCCUGAGGAAGCGCCGUCCGGCGUCACGGAACUGCAUAUUGUCACUUACAGAUUCACAAAAACAGACGCGGCCGGCCCCCCGCCCGAGAAGCCCUACAAGUGCGCGGACUGCGGCAAGGCCUUCAACCACAACGCGCACCUGACGGUGCACAAGCGCAUCCACACCGGGGAGCGGCCGUACACGUGCAAGGAGUGCGGCAAGGCCUUCAGCCAGAACUCCUCGCUGGUGCAGCACGAGCGCAUCCACACGGGCGACAAGCCCUACAAGUGCGCCGAGUGCGGCAAGUCCUUCUGCCACAGCACGCACCUCACCGUGCACCGCCGCAUCCACACGGGCGAGAAGCCCUACGCCUGCGAGGCCUGCGGGCGAGCCUUCAGCGACUACUCGGCGCUGAUCCGGCACCUGCGGGUCCACUCGGGCGAGAAGCCCUACCGCUGCCAGGUCUGCCCGAAGGCCUUUGCGCAGAGCUCCUCGCUGAUCGAGCACCAGCGGGUGCACACCGGGGAGAAGCCCUACCGGUGCGGGGACUGCGGGAAGGCCUUCAGCCGCAGCUCCGCCCUCCUGGCGCACCUGCGGGUCCACGGCCCGGUGCUAAGGUGA